Molecule: messenger RNA, 1388 nt
Organism: Cicer arietinum (chickpea)
Lineage: Eukaryota; Viridiplantae; Streptophyta; Magnoliopsida; Fabales; Fabaceae
Product: protein CONSERVED ONLY IN THE GREEN LINEAGE 160, chloroplastic
Source: RefSeq, a predicted model, not a curated record
GCAAACACGGUGUGUCCAUUUAAUAGACACACAAAAAUACAAUAGCAGUUCUCUCUGCGGUUUCUGGUUCUUUCAUUUCGUUACUGUUAUCAUCUCACAACAGAAGAAAUUGAAAAGGAAAAUGGGAACUCUAAAUCUAAACUACUACAAUUGUGUGACAUGUGCGUCCACACCACCAAUGUCACAAGACUCACCAUUACCAGACCCCAGACAAACAAAGGUUAUCCUUCCCAAUAAAAAACCCAUUAAAUGGUCCACUGGUAUGGCUCCUGGUGAAUGGGGUGGUCCUCCACCGACCACCAAGCUCCGCAAGUAUUGGGGUGGUCAGGAUAUUGACCCUUUAGCCUCUGAUGACUUUAUGUGGAACAAAGAUUUCAUGCCUCGUUUCAAAAAGUUGAUUCAGGAACCUCAAACUCCCCUUCAACAAUCUCCUUCAAAGGAAGUGCCUUCUGGGUUUUUAAGCUUAAAUAGAGUCAUGAGCCUUGACAGUUUGGAAGUUGAUUUGAGCAAAGAACUCUCAACUCCUGCAAAUCACAUUGUACACCAGCAAAUAGAGACACCAACUAAUGUGACCGAAAGUGAAAGCAAGAGGGUAAGAUGGAGAUUGGCGCCAACACGCCGCGAGCAAGACAAAUGGAAUAGAGCUACCAAAGCUGCAACUGGAGGCAGCGAUGUGAUGUUUCGGGAACUAAGGCAGUCUCGUGAAGAUCCUGCAGUAUUGGCUGCUAAAGCCAGGGAGCAGUAUGAAAAGAUAAAGAGGAGGUUGCAAGUACUUACAUUGGGUAUAGGUGGUGUUGGUCUGGUUUCAUCCUACGUUUCUUAUUCUCCUGAGAUUGCAGCUAGUUUUGGUGCUGGCUUCCUUGGUUCUUUGGCGUAUAUCCGAAUGCUGGGAAAUAGCGUGGAUGCACUAAACACAAACGGUGCCAGGGCCCUUGUCAAGGGAGCAAUUGGGCAGCCAAGAUUAUUGGUUCCUGUUAUAUUGGUCAUGAUUUAUAAUCGCUGGAACGCGAUUCUUGUUCCAGAAUAUGGAUUUAUACACUUAGAAUUGAUACCAAUUCUAGUUGGUUUUUUCACAUACAAGAUUGCAACUUUUGCUCAAGCUAUAGAGGAGGUGAUUACCGUAGCUACAAAGAAGACCUAAAUAUGUCGCCUCGGGUAGAUUUGGGUCUUUUCCUCUUACACUAUGCAUAUAUUGAUUGCAUUUUUGUUCAUAUUAAGAAUCUAAAUUACAUCAAGGGACAUUCAAUUACAUUCAUGUGUUCCUUUUGUAAUAAUGUCUAAAUAUAUCUAGUGUAUUUUUCCUCUUUAAAGUAACAACACAUGUUUAAUUUUACUUUGAUCAACGCACUUGUGUAUAUUCACCGCAUAUUAGUUAUUCUAGUUGGUAA